AUGGAGCCCGCGCUACACGAGCUGUGGGCGGAGUCUCGGGACCUGCUAGGCCUCCCUUCCCCUUCUCUGGACGACACAGCCGCCGCCGCCGCGCCGCGCGUCGACCUGCCCCCGACGCCGCUCGCGUUCCUCCGCGACCAUGUCUCCCCGGGCCACCCGCUCCUCGUCUCCGCUACGUCGCUCUGGCCCGCCACCUCCUACCUCACCGACGCGCUCCGCUUCACCGUCGUGUCCCUCCACCUCACCCCCGAUGGCCGCGCCGACGCGCUUGCCUCGCACCCGCGGCGCCCCGGAUCCUCGAGCGUACGCGCAGCAGCAGACGACUGCCUCCGUGGGGAGUACGCGGCGGUCGCCGGUGACGUGGAUGCGCACGUGCCCUGGGCCAGCGAGGCGCUCGGCUGCCUCCCCGAGGCCGUCAACCUCUGGAUCGGCAACGCCCACUCCAUCACCUCCUUCCAUAAGGACCACUACGACAACAUUUACGUCGUUGUCUCCGGUGAGAAGCACUUCCUCCUCCUGCCCCCGACAGAGCACCACCGCCUCUACGUCCGCAACUACCCCGCCGCCCACUACGUUGCCGCGGAGCAGGACUCCGAAGGGGAGCGUCAGUUGAGGCUUAAGCUAGAGAUGGAAGAGCCCGAGAGGAUCGUGCCGUGGAGCAGCGUUGACCCGUGCUCGGCAUCGCCGGAGGAGAUGGCCGUGCAGGCGUCUUCGUUCCCGCUCUAA
Miscanthus lutarioriparius is the source of this 726-nucleotide messenger RNA. The record is from the annotation of a GenBank genome assembly. Lineage: Eukaryota; Viridiplantae; Streptophyta; Magnoliopsida; Poales; Poaceae.